UUUUCCGAUAAAGAAAUAAUGUCCGUUUUUAUGUAACUUGACAAGAACUGUACACACCGAUGUGUUUAUCAUUUUUUAGUAUUUUUUGAUACAUAUCAGGUUCUAACUAAAUAAAAUAUAUGUUACAAACAAGGCCUCUCCAAAUAUAUUUCAUCAAAUUAAACCUUUAUCGAUUUGGCGCGAAGAUAAAACCGUUUGAUCGGAUAGAAUGGAGCAUGUCGUUUUUGCACGAUUCGACCAAAAGUAGCACCUACAAUUUUUCGCCUGCGAACAGGGGCCCUGUUCCCCAACCCCCUCUGGGCGGUAACCAUUUCUAUAAUGAUUGGGGGCGUGGGGAAAGUAAGUUGGCGGACGGAGAAGGCGUAGUUGGGCGAGCCUAAAUUCCAGGGUUAUCGAGACGAACCAAAACACAAGGUCCAUUAUCUUCCGGUGGUCUUUGCCUCAGAAAAUUGUAAACAAGCUUUGGAGAAGCAUGGCAACCUCUCAACAUAAUGAAAAGGCACCAUUGUUAAAAGAGAAAACUCCCAUGUUAAACUACACAAAACGAUAUGAUCAAGUUUCUUGGCGAUCUGCUGAUACUGAUUUUGAAAUUGAUCCAGCUGCAUCUAGUGCUGACGAAAACCUAAAGGUGAAUGUUAAGGCUACAAAACCAGUAGGUUUUUGCACUAAAAGAAAUAGAAAAUUAAUUGCUUUAGUUGUUGUUGUUGUUGUUUUCCUUGCUAUUAUGGCUAGUCUGAUAUAUUUGUAUUAUUCAAAGACAUCUCCAAUCCCAAUAUCAAAAACACCAGUUGUGUCAACAAAUUGUGGGGAUAUGACUGGUGUUAUAGAAACAUUAAAAAAGGACAACAAAGAAAUAGAAAUUUACACGUUUAAGGGUAUUCCAUAUGCGCUGCCACCUAAUGGAGAUCUAAGAUGGAGUGCACCAGUUUCGUUUAAUGAAAAUAGGUCUUCUUGUUGGAGUGGUGUAUUUGAAGCAAAUUCCCAUGGUUCUGUGUGCAUACAGAAUGGAACAGGUGGUAAUAUGCAAGGUUCUGAAGAUUGUCUGUAUUUGAAUGUUUAUACUCCAUCUUUAAAAAGAAAGUUACCUGUCUUCAUUUGGUUGCAUGGUGGUUCAUACAUGACAGGAUCUGGUCAUCAGUUAGGUAUGACCCCAGACAAUGAAUUUGUCACCUCAAUGGAUGUUGUAGCAGUAAGCUUGAAUUUUCGUUUAAAUCUCUUUGGUUUUUUAUCUCUGAAAGAACUUUGGCAAAAAGGUAAAUCCUAUGGAAAUUAUGGUUUUAUGGAUCAAAUAUUAGCAUUGAAAUGGGUCCAAAGUAACAUCAAAAAUUUUGGAGGUGAUCCUAACUCUGUUACAAUAUGUGGACAAAGUUUUGGUGGUACGUCUAUAUUUGGUUUGCUUGCUUCUCCAUUAGCUGGUGGAUUGUUUCAUAAAGCAAUAUCAAUGAGUGGUUCACCAAAAUUUGAUAAAGCCUACACUGAUGCAUCUGCUGAAAAUCAAGUAUUUCUAAACGAAACAGCGUGUACGCAGACCAAUGAUACAAGACAGUGUCUGUACAACUUAAAAGCUACUGAAAUUUUAAAUGCAACAUUGAAAUUUUUGAACUCAAACAUUUUCACAAAAAGAUAUGAUUUUCCUACAAAAAGCAUUCACUACCCUUCAUUGGCAGUUAUAGAUCCUAUUGUUAUACCGAAACCUCCAAAAAAUCUCAAAAACUUGUCUUUUAAAGGUAAAAAGGUUUCUGUUUUAGUUGGCAGUGCUGCUCAAGAAAUUGGGAUCUCACCUUUUGUUACUUUUGAUGAAAAAUCAUGGACUGAUUAUUAUUUGUAUUUAAAAAAGAAACUUGACCCCUUCUCUACUAAGUAUAUUGAUAUAGUGCUUGGUAAAUUGUAUAGCAACACCACUAAAAAUUUAACGAAAGAGUUCUCUGCAGAACUUAUGCAUGAAACCAUUUCUUCGGAUGUUUUAGAAAAUUGCCCAAUAAAUCAGCUCGCUCAUCAGUUUAUGGAAAGUUCACAUCAUAAUGUUUACCAAUAUGUUAUCGCUCAUAAACCAAGUAAGCCACUUCCUCUCCAUGGAUUCCAAUCAAAAAAUGCAUUUAAUUCAUGGGAAACCAUUGCACUCUUCAAUUUCAAGAGAUUAGAACAAUUUGAUUAUAAACCAAGCUUAGACGAUAUAAACUUUCAAGAUACUUUACGAAAAAAUUUUAAACAUUUUAUGAUGUAUGGACAUCCAGCAAACACUGACUGGCAAAAAAAAGAAACAGCUAUUUUUAAUGACAGGGGUGACAUUGAUGUAUUAAUGAGUCAGUAUCAUGAACAACAAUGUCAGUUUUGGAACAAUGUUGCAAAUGGAUUCACUUCUUAUGCAUGGAGCGAUUAACAAUGUUUGGUCAUAGUGUUUUUGAAAAAAGGUUUAAGAAAGUUUUCUUUAGUUUCAAUAUGUGAGGGUGCUCCUGAU
Messenger RNA from Hydractinia symbiolongicarpus, 2458 nucleotides. RefSeq names its product para-nitrobenzyl esterase-like. The record is from RefSeq and is a predicted model, not a curated record. The transcript is spliced from 2 exons. NCBI's taxonomy places the organism in Eukaryota, Metazoa, Cnidaria, Hydrozoa, Anthoathecata, Hydractiniidae. Bases 473 to 2380 code for a protein of 635 amino acids.